GCAUACAAAUUUAUAAAUAAAUCUAUAAUUCCUGAUUUACAAAGGUAUUUCUAUCCUCGAGUCACAGACCGAAUUUAAAUCGAAUUUCAAAAGACUACGCCGGCAAAAUCCGAGCAGCAAAACAGCAAAAAAUGACUCGCCUAACACCAACAUUCUUGCUCCUGAUGGUCGCAUCUCUCGCGGUCGCUUCUCCACUGGAUCCCGCUGUGGAAAUCAUCGCCCGAACUGCAGCACCCCAAGACGAUACACCAACCACAACCAUUACAGCCACUACAACUGAUGUACCCGCAACCACCACAUCCUCCGCCGCAAUCGCCACCAAAACUAUCGACGGCUGCAAUGUUCAAGGUACAGCUGAUACAGCACUUGCCGCACGAUAUUUCGGAUCAGCCUCUUACGCCGACGUUUUAAAAUGUCAAUAUAAUUGUCGUUAUGUGACAGCAUGUAUAUCCUACUCGUGGAACCCCUUGGAUAGUAACUGCACGUUGUAUAACUCAUGGAUGGAUGACUUCAACACGGGUGAUACUACUGGUUAUGUGGUUUUGAGUGAUGAUAGUGGGACAUUCUUUUCGGAUAAAUAUCCGAGUGACGGGAGCGAUUUUUGUUACGCGGCUACUUAGAGACAAAUAGACGGAGUAUAAUGGGGGAUGUCCUGGAGGAAGUAACAUGAAUGGACACCUAAAUUAAAGUCUUCGAGUGUCUCACAUGCUUGAAAAAGAGGGAUGGAAUUGGCUCGAUCAUGAUUAGAUUCUUGUUAGAGAUAUCAAACAUUCUCCGCAGACUCCAAACCUUGAGGAUCUAUCACACAAGUCAUUCAGAGAAGCCUCAUCGCGAUUUGUUUUGUUUCUUUUCUUUCUAUUUCAUCGUAUCAUUCGAUCAUCUUUUGGUGGAGUUAUGGAAGAUGCCCGACACGUCACGUGCAACUCACAUUGUUUCUUCUUUUGUUCCAACCAAUAAAUCACCGGACUA
Molecule: messenger RNA, 969 nt
Organism: Botrytis cinerea B05.10
Lineage: Eukaryota; Fungi; Ascomycota; Leotiomycetes; Helotiales; Sclerotiniaceae
Exons: 1
Coding region: 132-620 (162 amino acids)
Source: RefSeq, a predicted model, not a curated record